AUGAUCCCCAUCCUGAUAGUGACACUUACACUCCCAUCACUGCUGGUCUGCAAAACUCAGGCUUCAAUAGCGAACACCAAAGCCUCUACGUCGCUGAAAGAUGUGCAUUUAUUAGCAAAGGUGGCGGUCGGGGAAGCAGGUAGCGGCUCGCCGGUGGAGACGACGCACCCCAACUUCGGACACAAGCGCGAGCCCAUCGCCCACACACAGGCGAGCAGGUCACUUGAUCUCAAGAGACAUACAUUCAUACACUCCGGGAAAAGACCUCACAAAUGUGAAACUUGCGACAAAUCGUUUGCCCAGUCAUGUCAUCUGAAGACACACGCAUUAAUUCACACCGGAAAGAAACCUCACAAAUGCGAGAUUUGUGGGAAAUCCUUUGCUGUGUCAGGCACUCUCGAGAACCAUUCAAUAAUUCACACUGGAAAGAAACCUCACAAAUGUGUGAUUUGUGGGAAAUCUUUUGCUACGCACAAGUUACAUCGCACAGGAAAGAAACCUCACAAAUGUGAGAUUUGUGGUAAAUCUUUUACUGUGUUACGUGAUCUCAAGCACCAAACUAUAAUUCACACUGGAAAGAAACCACAUAAAUGUGGGAUUUGUGGGAAAUCUUUUGCUUUGUCAGGCUAUCUUAAGAACCGUGCCUUAAUUCACACUGGAAAGAAAACUCACAAAUGUCAGAUUUCUGGGAAAUCUAUUGCUCUGUCAGGCACUCUCAAGAGGCAAGUAUUAAUCCACACUGGAAAGAAACCUCACAAAUGUGAGAUUUGUGGGAAAUCCUUUAAUAUGUUAGGUGAUCUCAAGAGACACAAAUCAGUUCACACAAGAAAGAAACCUCACAAAUGUGAGAUUUGCGAGAAAUCAUUUGCUAGAUCAGAUGAUCUCAAGACACAUGCAUUAAAACACACUGGUUGGGGACCUCAUAAAUGUGAGAGCUGUGGCAAACGUUUCACUGAAUUGGGUAGUCUCAAGACAUAUGCAUUACUCCACUUCAGAAAGAAACUACAAGUAAAUGUUAGUUCAUGCAAAUAG
Messenger RNA from Schistocerca americana (American grasshopper), 1032 nucleotides. RefSeq names its product zinc finger protein 708-like. Lineage: Eukaryota; Metazoa; Arthropoda; Insecta; Orthoptera; Acrididae. Gene Ontology annotation, biological process: regulation of transcription by RNA polymerase II. Bases 1 to 1032 code for a protein of 343 amino acids. Gene Ontology annotation, molecular function: DNA-binding transcription factor activity; RNA polymerase II cis-regulatory region sequence-specific DNA binding. The transcript has 4 exons. The record is from RefSeq and is a predicted model, not a curated record.